ACUGAUCCAGAUUCUACUUGCGAGUCUCAGUUGGAUCUGCCACAACACGGAAGUUGAGUUCUCAGUAUCAGUAGUUACCGAUCACAUUUACACUAGAAGUACUCUGACAUCGUGCGUGACGUUUUUGUUGUUUAUCUGUAACUGGCCGCCCCCAGUUCCUGGAACAGAAUCUCCCAGGUCUACAGACGAGGAAGAAGGCCCUUCAGCCCAUCGGUUUGCAGGCACUUAGAGCUUUUUAAGCCACUGUCAUUAUGCCAAGUGAAACUAGCCUUUCGAAAACCACGGACUGUUUUUAUGUGCAUGAUCUAAACUAUCACAAAGGACUCUCCAAAGUACUUCAAGGAUCAGUGAAACAUGACAAAACAACAGAAGUCUUAUUUUAAGAGCGGUGGUCUAUAAUUGGAGAUCCCUGGAGUGAAUCAUAUUGCGAUGAUGGAUGACUAGUUGUUUUCAGGCAAUGGAGAGUCCACUGUGCAUCACAUUGUGGUCACUUCUGUUCCUUCAGAAGCUUUUUUUAGGUGAUGGAUCCUUUAUCCAGAUCUCCGGCGUCUUAGGUGAAGACAUCUUACUGCCCUGCACUUUUACUGUUGCAUCCAACUUUAGUCUGCAGCAACUUGUCAUUACCUGGCAGCAGACAGUCAGUUUAAUUGUGGUUCAUAGCUACUACAAUGAGAAGAACCAUCCAGAGUAUCAGGACCCAGCAUUCAGAGGACGGACUGAACUAUUUCCCGAAAACUUCCCCAAUGGAAAUGCUUCACUCAGAUUGAAAGAAGCAACCACAUCAGACAUGGGGAACUACACCUGCUUUGUGAUUCAGGAGGAUGGAAAAGGCUACAUUGAAAAUUUGGUGGAACUGAAAUUAUAUGAUAAGCCACCGAUCAUUGGAAAUGACGAUACCGCAGUUUUGCACAAACAAAGAGCAAUUUAUACAGUUGGAUUCAUAAUUGGAGCACUGAUUGUUUUAAUUGGAUUUAGAGUUGGAUAUUCGGAAAUGCAAAAGAAGAAGCAACAAAUUUCCAACGAGAAUGUGCCUUUACUGGAAGAGGCUGUAGAAGAUGUCAUUAAAGGUUACAAAAAGGACAUUUUGAAAAAUCGAACAGAAUUUUACAAAAUGUCACAUGGGAAAGCCAAAGCCUACAGCUUACUUGACAGAACAAUCAAUAUCACCUCUCCCAUGAAACAGAUCACAGGUCUUGCUCCAGAUUUUGUGUCAGGAGUGAAAGUUGCACAGCUACUGUCAUUGCCGCAGAAAGCAAACUACCCUUCAAACCGAGUCCUGUUGAUCGGUGACAAAGGAGUGGGGAAAAGCUGGGCUAUAGCCAGCAUCCAGCAAGAGUGGGCAGAAUCUCAGCUAAGUCAACCAAGGUGCAUCAUUGUUUUCAGAUGCUGUGACUUCAAUGGAAUUGAAAGAAAGACGACUCUACGCAAACUGCUUAAGAAGCAGUUUGAGUCAUUGUCAUCAGUCCUAACAGAACUUCUUCAUAACCCUGAGGAUGUGUUAUUCAUUUUGGAUGGACUGGAUGAAUUCAGCAAUCAGUUGCAAUGUAAUCCACUGGAUGGCGAUUUUAACAUAGACACUGAGGCUGAAGUAAAUACUCUUGUUUACAGACUCAUUGCAGGAGAUCUCCUUUCAACAGCACAGGUAUGGGUUACCUCCCGAUGGAAUACUGAGCAGCUUGAAUCUCACAAGAAGUAUUUUGAUUGCAUCCUUAUUAUCUCUGGGUUUACCAAUGAUCAGUUAAGAGGAUAUUGUGAAAUAUUCUUUCAGGAAACACAACGCGCAGCAGGAAUGUAUGAACACGUGAUUAAAUAUGAGACCAUCAACUGCCUGAUGUCAAAUCCCCUCAACAGCUAUAUCCUGUGCAAUAUUUUGGAAAGAUGUAACGGCAGACCCGCUGUGAUUGCAGAUGUGUCAAUAACACACAGUAAAGUACUCUUGCUGUUCCUUUAUAGCCUGGUUCACUGCAGGACAUCUGACAAGUCAGUGAUCAUUAUUGAAAACGCUGGGACUGAACAGAAAGAGAAAUUGCUCCAAGAUACUAUCCUGAAAUUGGGGGAACUGUCCUUCAACAAGUUGCUGUCAGGGAAACUUGAAAUAAAAAUAGGUGAUAUGUAUCGCUAUGGAAUAGAUCCAGAUGUUCUUUCAAAGUAUUUUUCAAAUCUUUUCUUGGAAAAAGAGUCUAAAGGCCAAAGAAUCCUUGAGUUCUGCCAUGUCAUGCUAAAGGAAUAUUUUGCAGCUUUGUAUUGUGCAACUUCACUGAAAGAUGACGCUGAAGAGUUGGUCAAAUGUCUGGAUCUUUGGUGUUUUGGGAGAACACCACAGUAUCAAAAAAGCCAAUACUAUUUGAGAUCAUUUAAGGCUGAACACACAGAGAUGCUGUACAAUUUCACGAGGCUUCUCAUGGGCUCCUUAAAAGCAAGAAGAGGUGGCAAGUUGUGGGACUGUAACGCUUCACUCGCUCAUUCUACAGCCAGAGCUCUCGUGACUUGGUUCAAAGAAUGUCUUGAACGAAGUUGCAAAAAGUCCAAGCUGCUGAAUUUAAUGCAUUGUCUUUUUGAAUUGCAUGAUUCAACUAUAACAACAGAGGUAUCUCCUCACUUCAAGCAUGUAGAUUUUUUCAACAUUUCUCUGAGCUCACUAGACCUUUCUGUGUUAUGUUACUGUCUCCGUCAUUCUGCUGUGGAAGAAUUGGAUUUAAGACUCUGUACUAUAGCGGAUGAUGGAAUAAAACAGCUCAAGGAUGUGCUAUUCAAAUGCAAAACUGUUCUUGUAAGCUCCAACAAACUGACUGAGAAGUCAGCAGAGAUUUUGAGUGACAUUCUUCAAGACCCAAAAUGCAGAAUUGAGACAUUAUCAUGUGGCACAAACUGUUUUGGAGCCAGAGGAGCUCAAUUUUUUUGGAAAGCUUUGACAAGAAACCAAAGGCUCAAAUCUCUUCGUUUGUAUGAUAAUAAGAUUACAGAUGAAGGUAUAAAAAACUUGGUUGAUUACCUGAGUUACAAUACAACUCUUGAGAAGCUCUAUUUGUGUGUAAAUGAAUUCAGUGACGAUGGACUGAAGAACAUUCAACAAAUCAAAGAGAUGCAACAGCAUCUGAAGAUUGUCACUAAAAUCAUAGAAGAUGAAGAUUUGUUACUCCGGGUUGAAACACAGAUAAAUGAGUUACACUCUCAAAGCAAGGAGUAUAACCAGGAAUGGCUUCAAACCAUCAUGAAGUCCAUACUGAAAGAUCUUGGAGAUGAGACUGAAAUAACAGACCAGAUGAUAAAGAAUAGGGUGGGAAACAUUAAGGAAAGUAUAAACAAAUUUCUGUUGAAAAAAGCAAUGAUAGCAGUUGGAAGCAAGUCUACAUUUAGCACUUCAAAGUUGCCCAUUUAGACCGUGAGAUGUGAGUGACAACCUUUGACAUCAAGACUAACAUUUGAUGGAGUAUAAUUUUACAACACUGGGUAAACGCCUCUGCUAAUUUAAACUACCCACACAGAAAAUGUUCACCUCAUGUCGUAAUCUGUUAAAAUUUGAGAGGCAAAGAACUAUCCCAGAGGUCACUAUUUAAAGUAAAAUUAACAAUUUCAUUCUUUAAAUUCAAGUGAGAAUAAUAAAACCAACAACUAUUUACAAUUCCUUUCCCAUACUUCCUACUCUACAUACUAGUCCAAAAGAAAAGUCCUGAUUAAGAUUUACAAAAAAAAAGACGUUUCAAAAAAACCAGUCAGCUUUGUUGAUUCUGCUUUGUAGAUUUUUCACUUGUAGAUUUUUCUCUAGGAGAAAGUGAAGACUGCAGAUGCUGGAGAUCAGAGUUGAGAGUGUGGUGCUGGAAAAGGCAGCAUCCGAGGAGCAGGAGAAUUGACGUUUCAGGCAUAAGCCCUUAAUCAGGAAUGAGGCUUGUGGGGCGGGGCUAAGAGAUAAAUAGAAGGGGGUUGGGGUUGGGAGCAAGUAGCUGGGAAAGCAAUAGGUGGAUGAAGGUGAGGGAGAAGGUGAUAGAUCAGAGGGGGUAUUGAUGGACGGGUCGAGAGGCUGGUGCGGAGUUGGAGGCUUGGGACUGGGAUUUGUAGGGGGGGAGGGGAAAUGAGGAAGCAGUUGAAAUCCACAUUCAUCCUUGUGGUUACAGGGUCCCAAGGUGGAAUAUGAGGCGUUCCUCCUCCAGGUAUCGGUGGUAAUUGUUUGGUGGUGGAGGAGGCCCAUGACCUGCAUGUCCUUGACAGAGUGGGAGAGUGAGUUGAAGUGUUCAGCCAAGGGGUGGUGGGGUUAGUGGGUGCGGACAUCCCAGCGAUGUUCUCUGAAACAAUCCGCAAGAAGGCAAUCUGUCUCCCCGAUGUAGAGGAGACCACACCAGGUGCAAUGGAUGCAGUAUAUGACAUUGGGAGAGGUGUGGCUGAAUUUCUCACGGAUGUGGAAGAAUGCCUUGGGGCCUUGAAUGGAGGUGAGGGGAGUGGUGUGGGUCCAGGUUUUGACCUUUCUGCGGUGGCAGGGAAAUGUGCUAGGAGUGAGGUGUGGGCUGGUGGGGAGUGCGGACCUGAUGAGGGAAUCACGGAGGGAAUGGUCUUUUCGGAAUGCUGCUAGGGGUAGGGAGGGAAAUAUAUCUGGUGGUGGGGUCCAUUUGGAGGUGAUGGAAGUGGCGGAGGAUGAUGCGUUGUAUACGGAGGUUGGUGGAGUGGAAGGUGAGGACCGGGAGGUUCUGUCCUUGUUGCGUUGGGAGGGGUGGGAUUCAAGGGUGGUGGUGCAUGGUGGAGGAGAUGCGCUGGAGGGCAUUGUCAAUCACGUGGGACAGGAAGUUGCAAUCGUGAAAAAGGAGGCCAUCUGAAACUUUCUGGGGUGGAAUUGGUCAUUCUGGGAAUAGACGUGUUGGAGGCAGAGGAAUUGGGAAUAAGGGGUGGCAUUUUUACAGGAGGUCGGGUGGGAGGAGGUGUAGUCUAGGUAGCUGUGGGAGUCAGUGGGCUUGUAAUAUAUAUCUGUGGUUAGCACAAGAUGGCGCCGAUACAGUCAAUGAUGUAGCGGAGGAACAGGUGUGGGCUGGUGCCGGUGUAACUGCGAAAGAUGGACUGUUCCACAUAUCCGACAAAUAGGCAGGCAUAGCUGGGUCCUAUGUGGGUGCCUGUGGUUUGGAGGAAGUGAAGGGAUUGGAAGGAAAAGUUGUUGAGGGUGAGGAUCGGUUCACCCAGACAGAUGAGGGUGUCAGUGGGAGGGUACCGUUUGGGACAGCAUGAGAGGAAGAAAUGGAGGGCUUGAUUUUUCUCUAGGUCAGCUUCGAUGUUCUGCUUCACAAACUCCUUGUAGACAGGUACCUUUCAGAGAGCUCUUCAACUGGCAGUCUAUAUUUGUGGAUGCCCUUGGCAGUUUGUCUUCUAACUGUUCACAAUAUCCGGUUUUACACCGCAAAACAUCAGAUCUUUCAUUGGUUUUAAUAUUAUCAAAAUACUAAAUUCAAAUUUGAUAGGAUUUUGGUAUAUUGGGGCAUAAUUUAAACUGAUUGGCUGAAUUUGAAUUUGUUUUUGUUUCAUGGCAACUCAGCUACAGUUACUUGUUUGCCAAGUGUUACAUUUUUACUUUGUUCAGGACUCUCUGUACUUUGUCAGUCCUUGCUAGUUUUUUAUCGCUCCUAAAGGUAUAGUACACCUCCACACCUUCAUAACACCUCCCUCCUUAAGAAAAGAAUGAACCAUCAUAAUGGAAAGAUAGCUUCUUUUUUUCUCUAUUCCUUAAUCACAUUAUCAUGACAUGCAUGUGACUUUAAUCUAAGUUCAUACUAAUGUCUUCUCACGCGCAUAUACUGAAUUGAUACCAAUCUUACCUAUAAUUUAUCAGUUAAAUCUACAACAAUGAUUACAUUCUCACAACCCAAAUCAUGUAUGAUAUGUAAAUUAAAAGUCUGUAUCAUAAGACGACAACAAAAUGUCUCAUAUUCUUGUCUUUAAAGUGUUCUAAGAAUGUAAGAGAAUUGUGAUCUGUGUACACAACCGUCUCUGACACAUUGAUCAUGACAUACAUAUUAAAAUGUAAGGCCAGUACCAAACUCAGU
Hemiscyllium ocellatum (epaulette shark) is the source of this 6020-nucleotide messenger RNA. Its product is annotated as NACHT, LRR and PYD domains-containing protein 1 homolog. The record is from RefSeq and is a predicted model, not a curated record. NCBI's taxonomy places the organism in Eukaryota, Metazoa, Chordata, Chondrichthyes, Orectolobiformes, Hemiscylliidae. Gene Ontology annotation, molecular function: protein binding. The coding region runs from base 437 to 3379 and encodes 980 amino acids. Gene Ontology annotation, cellular component: cytoplasm. The transcript is spliced from 10 exons.